GGGGUUGGAACAUGAAGAAUGGUCAGUCCUCAAGCGCCAGAGAAGCUGCAUUACAAUGACUCAAUCUGUUAGCUCACUGUCUUUGUGAUACCAGAAUUCCAUAUUGUUGUGAAGAAAUCGUUGGUGCGAAGACACAGAGAGAGAGAGAGAGAUAGAGAGAGAGGAGGACUUCAAGUGUGACGUCUUUUUUUGUGGAUGUGUGUUUGGCAUCGAUCUCCAAUUUGCAUUAUCUGCAGGAAGGGCCGAUGCUGAAAAGUUCGGGCGCAGAAACAGGCAGCAGUACAGUGCAAUCGAAGGUGGAGUUCACGACCGCAUCCUGCUGUGAAUUAUAGUUACGAAUUCCGAUCGGAAACGUGACCAGAUCCACGACACCGUGUCUCUCAGUCAGUUAGUAGUCAGUCAGUAACGGGUGCCACUUCUCUUCCGGCAAGGUGGCCUUCAACCCUACACUCUAGCUACGGAGAAAUUUACGUGUAGCAAAUUUCGAGGACAUUGUCAACCCUUGGCUCCAGUUGUCAUAUGCAGAUCAUCUGCAAGACCUGUUGGGCCCCCUGGGGACUCUAGUGACUUCCACUCUCUAGAGCCUGACACCAGCUUUUGGCUCUAGUUAGAGUGAGUCAUUAGUCCAUAAUGAUCCACUAUGACCUUCUGCACAUAAGCCUAACGGUGAAUCUAUCAAGGUCUGCAAAUGUCGAAGUUCGGCGCUGCAUUCCAUGUAUAUGGUGAUCAUGCUCGACGAUCCUGGAGUGCAAUGUGGAGGGAGAGUCUGGCAUCAUGCAUUUGAAGUACGAAGUCUAGCAAGAUAGCGACACGAAGAAGUAUAACUGUAAUCACAAACCUGAAUGCCAUUCGAAGAAAUAUAAAUAUAGAUGACAAUCGUGCAACACAAUGUGAAGGGUAUACGAUCACGCACAGGAAGCACAAAGUCGCUCAACAGAGGGACGUGGUGAACUGUGAAUGUAGUAGAAACACCAGAUAAUGUAACAAAGAGACCGAAAUCUCCAAAAAGCCUCAGGGGAGAUGGUAAAGCCCGAUUUGAGCCCUACCCCUCCAAACCUGCACGGCCUAGGAGCCUGUGGGUGAGCAUGCAUCUGGAACGUGUCGUUCAUUUGGAAAAUCUCUCGAGACCAGAGAGAUGGUUUUCUCGGAACCCGUGCGAUCUACAAAUUGGAAGGAACCACGUGCUGAGCAUGAAGAGAGGCUUGUGGACCUUGACGACGAAAUUGUCCACAUGCGACGGCCGGCACGAGGCCUAUAUAAACCGCCCUUGAACCCAAACUCAGACACAGCAACCACAGCAGCAGCAACUCACAUUUUUGCAAUCUACCUCUGACACAAAAACUUCCUCGCAUUUCAGUCACCGUUCAAUCCAGGUCCACUCAGUUUUCAGUCCGUCCAUCACAGCAACCAUGUCUUCAGCGCAGAGCACCAAGGACAGCACCAAGGACACGGCCGAGCAGACCAAGAACUACGGAGCCGAGAAGGCCGGCCAGGUCCAGGAGGGUGCUAAGGAUAUGGGCCAUGCCACCAAGGACAAGACCGCCGAGGGCAAGGACCAAACUUCCUCAGGCCUGGAACAGGCCGGUGAGAAAGUGAAGGACGGGAUGGCCCACGCCAAAGAGACCGUGACGGGUGACAAGCAAUAGACUGCUCGACGCGAGCGUGCUCAGAAUCAAGUCAAACAUGUAUAGAGAGAUCUACUGACGGAUACAUGGGCACGUACGUCCCUUUGGAGCUCAAGACAUGUCAGGACCGAAACAUCCACGCCCUCCUCGUGCAGUCGCUUUCGAUCACGUCGUGGAGAAGUAGUCUCGGAAGCCAGCUCGCAUGAAGGGUUCAGCGUGGAUAGAUACCACAAUACACCAUACUAAACUCACCUCUGGGAGGAUCUCUGAUUCACAAUCCUGAAUUCUCUUCGGAAGAUGAGUGUCCAUGUAUAUACUGAAUAUCAAUAAAGCUUCUCCACUUUCACAC
Molecule: messenger RNA, 1974 nt
Organism: Marchantia polymorpha subsp. ruderalis
Lineage: Eukaryota; Viridiplantae; Streptophyta; Marchantiopsida; Marchantiales; Marchantiaceae
Source: the annotation of a GenBank genome assembly